Molecule: messenger RNA, 8114 nt
Organism: Notechis scutatus (mainland tiger snake)
Lineage: Eukaryota; Metazoa; Chordata; Lepidosauria; Squamata; Elapidae
Source: RefSeq, a predicted model, not a curated record
GCGCAGGCGCGCGCUGAGGCCAGAGCGCCGCUGCUGCCGCCGCCGCCGUCGCCGCCGCCGCUGCCGCCAUUUUGGAUCCGCGGCCGCCCUCAGGAGCGUGAGGGGGCGAGUGAAGGAGGCAGGCCGAAGGCCGCCGUUUGCCUCCCGGCGUUCCGGUUUCCAAGCAUCGGCCGCAGCCGCCAUCCGGCCUGCGGGAUGAGGCGGCAGCCUGGCCGCGAUACGUGAGAAGAUGUUGGCCACGGACAUCCGGGAAGAGCGACCUAUGGACCGCCGGCCUGCCAUCUUUUAAGAGAAGAAAUUUUGCCACAGCACAUAACUGUGAUGGACCCUCAGCAUACUGCUAUGUUAGGGUUGGGUUCUGGUUCUGAAGGGUUUUCUGGGAAGAGCCCCUCUGCGGGUGCCACGGGAGUUAGGCGAGAAGUGGAGGUCGAUGGUAGCGCAAAGGAGGAAGAGGAGGAGAAGAAGAAGAGUUGUGAGAAGAGUGGCAGCGAUGAGGCGGGGAAAGAGGGAAGCCUGUCGGAUGCCCAGCACCAGUUUUCUGUGAAGGAGACCAACUUUUCCGAAGGGAAUUUAAAACUGAAAAUUGGCCUCCAGGCUAAGAGAACUAAGAAACCCCCCAAGAACUUGGAAAACUAUGUCUGUCGCCCUGCCAUAAAAACCACUAUUAAACAGCCCAGGAGGGUGCAGAAAGUUGGAAAGAUGGGUGAGGAGAAGAAUGAUCCAGGAUCCGCGAAGCAGGACCCCUCGAAGCUGUACAAGAAGAGCGGAGAGGCUGGCCCAGCUACGGUGGAAAGCUUGCUUGCCGAGAGUAGAAACAGAGCCAGCAGCCCAGCUUUGAAGAAGCUUUCCCCGCUGCAUUCGGACAGGCUGGAGUAUGUGAAAUCGGCCUUCUCUACUCCCAUUGGCAGCCGUGAUCCCGACUUGAAAGAGCGAGCCCAGGCCAACGGACCCCCGACGGUAUCGGAGAAACUGGCCCAGCUGAUCUCAACCUGCCCUCCAGCCAAGUCUUCCAAACCAAAGCAGAAGAAGCCGCCCAUGACGGUCGUGUCCGGAUAUGCUAAGGAUUCCGGAAAGAAGCUGCUGACGGCUGGGGCCGCGGCGGCUACUGUGACCAAGGACUUCCUGAAGAAACCGAUUUCAAGUGGCGUCCUUGGCCUCGACUUGGGCAACAAGGAGUUUGCCAAGAAAGCCCCAGGAACUGGUGGCGGUUCCGGGGGUUUGAUUAGUAAGGAAAACGGGAGCAAAAAAAAUCCAGGGCCCUGUCCAAGCAUGGCCGGGCUCACAAACAAGGACUAUGAGAAAAGGCCACCCAUCCUUAGCUGCCCGGUGGGACCGGUCAGCAAGGAAGGAGGAAAGAAACCAUUGCUUGUGACGAGCAUGGCACCGUCUGGAAUGGCCAGCAAAGACUGUGGGAAAAGGCUUCUGGGGACCAGCAGUCCCAUCGGAUUGGUCAACAGGGAUCCCGGGAAAAAAUCUCUCGGCAUGGUCAGCCCGCCCGGAUUGAUUCACAAAGACUCACUGAAGAAGCUUCCGUUACCUGGAAGCGCGGUUGGAUUAUUUAAUAAGGAUGUUGCAAAGAGACACCUGGGGUCCGACAACCCCGUCGGAUCGGUCAGCAAGGACUCGGCGAAGAAGCCGACGAGUUUUGGGAGCUCGAGCGGAUUGAUUAACAAAGACUCCGGAAAGAAGCCAUCAGCAGCCGGGCCCCCAAUUGGGUUGAUGGCGAAAGAGUCUGUCAAGAAACACAUGGGGGUGGGCAUUAUGGCCUCUCUGACGCCGAAGGACUCUGGGAAGAAAUCGAUGGGGAGCACCAAUUUGGUGGGCUUAGCCAGCAAGGACUUAGGGGCGCUGAAAGCUGACGCCGCCAACCUUCCAACGGAGCCCUACAAGCGGUGUUGUGGCAGCGGCUCAGUCCCUCUAGAAAGCCACAUGCCUGCCGGGCUUCUGAAGGAUGGGGCCGGGGGCAGUAAACCAUUUGAAAAGCACCUGGCGAGACAGAGCAAAGACAGCCUCCCCGAAAAGUUGCCGUCCCAAGUUUCCAGUGGAGGCAAAGACGGGGCCUGUGGUCAGCAGGAGAUCUCCCCCAGCGAACAGGGCCCGUCAGAGUCCUCAAAGCAAGAGAAACAUCUCCCGGUGUAUUGCACUUCUCCUGAAUUCAGGACCGCCGGAGGCGCUUCGGAGAUCUCCACCGCCAAGUCUCCAUUUAGCGCCGUAGGGGAGGGGGGCCUCCCUUCCCCUUCCCCAACCGCCUCGGUCGCUACUUUAACCCACAGCCCCCCAGUGGUUCUGUCUCAGGUCCCUUCCAACCCGUUGCAUUCAAGCCACAUGCCGGAUCUCUUAGACAGCCUGUCUGAGCAGAGCAACAAGACGCCGUCCGCCUCUGAUGGUGCCCGCUCCAGUAUGAACAGGCUGGGGAAUCCCGGCUUGUACGCGAGCAGCAAAGGGGUCGUUCGGGAGCCGAGCAACCCCAACUCGGCCUCCACGGAGGAAUCGAAACUGGGUCCUGCCCCAGGCAAGAAAGCCGGCCUGGUCAGUGAAAGCAACCUCCAUGCUUCCAUCGCCCCAUCAGUGGUCAGCUUCUCCAGCUUGUUCAACAACAAGCCCUUUCUAAAGAUGGGGGCCGUGAGCUCCUUAGGGAAAUCGAGGCAAGGCCUGGAGAUCCUGAGGGGGAGCAGUGGUGCCGACUCCCAGGGCAAGCCCUUAAAGAAACGGAAAGGGAGGAAACCCCGUUGGACGAAAACCUGCCAGUCUCCCAAAGAGCUCGAGUCAGAGAGGCCCGAGCUUUUAAAAAACGUCUCUUGCGGCCCGCUGUCCGGAAGCGGCCUGGAGCAGGCCAAGCUCUUUGAAAGCACGGGACCCCCGCCCACCUUCGCCAAACACGACUUCCUGAAGCGCCAUUUGCCCAAACUGAGCAAAAGCGGCAGCCUGCAGUCGCUCUCCCUUCUGGGCAGCAUGGAGAAGGAAUCGGGGAAGUUCUACAGCGCCCACGUGCCGACGUCCGUGGGCUGCCUGUCAGACGACUUGUUCCCCAACAUGUACAAACCCAAACGGAACCAGUCCAAAUCCAAGGAGAUGCCCCAGUUGGAAGGGCCACCCAAACGGGCCUUGAAAAUCCCCGCCUCCAAAAUCUUCUUGGCACAGUCCAAGGAAGAGCAGGAACCACCCAUCCUGCACCCGGAAGUGGAGAUCCCUUCCCUCCGCCAGAGCCUGGCGGGGGAAGCUUUCCCGAAGAAGCGAGGCCGCCCCAAACGUCAGAUCCGCUCAGGGCUCAAGAUGAAGCCGCCCGUCCUCUCUGCCGCCCCUUUCAUCACUUCCGAAAAGGCCGACAAGACAGAGGACGCCAUGGACCACCAGCUGCCGCCGCCGAGCGGGGACUUUUUCGACAGCGGCAGCCAGCUUAGCAACGCCGAAGAAAACGGAGACUCGAGCGCCGGUAGCGCCGGUAGCGCCAGCGAGCAGGAAGGCGAACCUGAGCACAAGGAAGUCAAGCGUAGCAACGGUCAGCUGGUGAAAACCAUCAUCCGGAAAAUCAACAAGAUGAAGACGCCCAAGAGGAAGAAGAUCCUCAACCAAAUCCUCUCCUCCUCGGCUGAGCCCAAUAAGGGGAAAGUCCAGUCCAAAGCCCACGGCAGCGUCUCCAGCUUGGCGGCCACCUUCAGCACCAAACUGGGCCAGCAGAUCAACGUGAGCAAGAAAGGAACCAUCUACAUAGGAAAAAGACGAGGCAGGAAGCCCAAAGCUAACUUGAACAGCCUCCUGGCGGCCGGUUCUAAUUUCGCCGUCCUGGAGACAUCAAGCCAACCGACCAGCGGAGGGAUGCUGGGACAAACCAGCACCCCUUUGCUCCCGUCCGGCCCCGGUAGCAACCCCGAGGUUCUUCCGUCUCCCGUUUGCUCCCAGUCGUCGGGCACCAGUGGAGGACAGAGCCCAAUCAGCAGCGACAUGAGCUUUGUGGAGCCCAACUCGGUGCCCUGUUUCCACCUGCACAGCCGGCAAGGGAGCGUGGUGCAGACCUUGGCGAUGCGCAAGGCCUCGCGGGCCAGGCGGAGGCUCUCCCCGCCUACCCUGCUCCCCAACUCCCCCUCCCACAUGAGCGAGCUGGGCUCCCUGAAGGAAGCCACCCCGUCACCCAUCAGCGAGUCCCACAGCGAUGAGACAGUGCCCAGCGACAGCGGCAUCGGCACCGACAACAACAGCACGUCGGACCGGGCGGAGAAAUUCUGCGGGCCCAAGAAGCGGCGGCACUCCUUCGAGCACGUCUCCCUGGUGGCCCCCGAGGCCUCGGCCGUCCUGGGCGGCCUGAAGGAGAAGCACAAGCACAAGUGCAAGCGCCGCGGCCACGACUACCUGGCCUACGACAAGCUGAAGCGGCCGAAGCGCAAGCGGAAGAAGAAGUUCCCGCAGCUGCGGGGCAGGCAGGACCCCGAUUUCCUGGCCGAGCUGGAGGAGCUGAUCAGCCGGCUGAGCGAGAUCCGCAUCACGCACCGCAGCCACCAUUUCAUCCCCCGGGACCUGCUGCCCACCAUCUUUCGUAUCAACUUCAACAGCAUCUACAGCCACCCCAGCUUCUCCCUGGACCCUCUGCACUACAUCCGCAAGCCGGACUUGAAGAAGAAGCGGGGGCGCCCCCCCAAAAUGCGGGAAGCCAUGGCCGAGAUGCCCUUCAUGCAUGGCCUCAGUUUCCCCCUUUCUGGUACGGGAUUCUACCCUUCCUAUGGCAUGCCUUAUUCCCCUUCGCCCCUGGCGGCACCCAUCGGCCUGGGCUAUUACGGACGCUACCCCCCUACCCUUUACCCUCCUCCCCCUUCCCCUUCCUUCACCACCCCGCUUCCUCCCCCCUCUUACAUGCAUGCCGGCCACCUGCUCCUCAACCCGGCCAAGUACCACAAGAAGAAACACAAGCUCCUGCGCCAGGAGGCUUUCCUGACCGCCAGCCGGGCGCCCCUUCUCUCCAUGAGCACCUACCACCCCAGCGUCCCGCCCGAAAUGGCCUACAGCUGGAUGCUGGAGCACAAACACCGUCACCGUCACAAGCACCGGGAGCACCGCUCCUCGGAGCAGUCGCCGGUCUCCCUCGAGGCCUUGGCGCCCGCCGGCUCUUCGCGGACCGUCUUGGAGUCCCUGAAGCGCUACCGCUUCGGCAAGGAGGCCGUGGGCGAGAGGUAUAAGCAUAAGGAGAAGCAUCGCUGCCACCUGACUUGCCCGCACCUCUCGCCCGCCAAGGGGCUGCUGGGGCGAGAGGAGCAGUGGGCCCGGCGGGAGACCGCCGAGAGCGGCGGCCGGACUUUGGGAUUACAGACCCCUCUGCAGAUAGACUGCUCCGAUUCUCCUCCCAACCUCCCGCUGGGGAGGUUCACUCCCAGUUCCGAGCCGCGCAGUUUUUCGCAGCUCCGCUGGCGCUACAGCAGGAAGCUGCAGCUUCUUGAUGCAUUUUUGCAAAAAUUCUUGGACGUGGUACCAAGUGACCCGAUGACAGUGGCUCUGGCCAGCGACCAUCAGAAUCUGGGUAAAAUCCAAUCCUUGUCUCUGCCUUCAGGCGCCGUCUCCCAUGGGCCUCUUGUGGAAACUGCCGAGGGGGAUGGUGGUUUGGAAUCUUGUGUCUCUCUCUACCUUCCCCUUCUCCUCUCUCCCCUUUUUUUGACCUGUCUUGAUUUACCUUCGCCAGGCACCCUUCCAGGUCAGGAGAAGCUCUCGCAGAGAUCAGGGGAGGGCACCAGUUGCAGUCCUUCCAGGAAGAGGUCUUCCUCCGAGAGCACGUCUUCCACAGUCGUCGGGAUCCCGUCGCGCGGUUCCAGAAUUGGCUCCUCCUUGGAAGAUCCCUCUGACCACCUCCUGCAGCGCCUGGCUCACCACGAGAGCCAGGGAGACCUGGACAAGGCCCUGGAGUCCGUCCUGUCCAGCGGCCCCACCCUGCCCUCGGACAGCCCCAGUCGGAGCCCCGGCCAGGAGAAACCGUGCGACCACUUGCUCCCCGGGAAUCCCUCCGGCGGCGACAGCCUCUCCCUCCUCUCGGGCCACUUGUCGAGCGGCUGCUCCCCUCACCACCACUUCAAGAGGGGCAUGGUGGAAGCCAUGCAGAGCCAGACCCGCCGGAUGUGCAGUUACGACAAGAUCUUGGCCACCAAGAAGAACCUGGACCACGUCAACAAGAUCCUCAAGGCCAAGAAGCUCCAAAGACAAUCGCGGACCGGCAAUAAUUUUGUGAAGCGCCGGCCAGGGAGGCCCAGGAAGUACCCCUCCGCGCCGGCCGUGGUCUCCUCCCACGGGAUCCAGGCCAGCCGGUUCAUCGGCCCCGAGCUCAGCGGCAUCAGGGAGCCCGUCUGUCUCCUCCACCACGGUCCCGACACCGUCACCGACGCCAUCGAGUCGGUGGUGCAGGGCGUGAACGAGAAAGGGUCGAAGCGGAAGCGGUGGCUGGAAGAAGAGCAGAUUAGGAAGAAGCAGAAGCCGCUCGCCGCCGAGGAGCAAGAGAGCCCUAAAAGCUUUUCAGAAGCCGCGCCUGACCCUCUUCCUCCCCCUCCUCCUCCCCCUCCUCCCCCUCCCCUCCCUCCCCCUCCUCCCCCCUCGGAGGCUGCUGGGAAGCCCCCGGAGAAAGUCGAAGGGCUGCCGGCACCCGUCGUCGUCCAGCGCGAGAAGAAGGCGGCCCGUCCUCCGAAAAAGAAGUACCAGAAGGCCGGCCUCUACUCGGACGUCUACAAGACCAGCGACCCCAAAAGCCGCUUGAUCCAGUUAAAGAAAGAAAAACUGGAAUACACGCCCGGAGAACACGAGUACGGCUUGUUCCCUGCGCCUAUCCACGUAGCGCAAUCAUUAAAUCAUGAGGUACCGAUGAUUCCCCGGCCUCAUUACACCCAACCUGGCUGCGUUUACUUCAUCUGUCUGUUGCGAGACGAUCUCCUGCUCCGCCAAGGAGACUGCGUGUACCUGAUGCGAGACAGCCGAAGGACUCCCGAUGGCCACCCAGUCCGGCAGUCGUACCGCCUGCUGUCCCACAUCAACCGCGAGAGGCUGGAUAUCUUCCGGAUUGAGAAGCUGUGGAAAAAUGAGAAGGGGGAACGCUUCGCCUUCGGCCACCACUACUUCCGCCCGCACGAAACCCACCACUCGCCCUCCCGCAAGUUCUACCACAACGAACUCUUCCGGGUGCCGCUCUACGAGAUCAUCCCUCUGGAGGCGGUGGUAGGGAUCUGCUGCGUGCUGGAUCUCUACACCUACUGCAAAGGAAGACCCAAAGGAGCGAAGGAGCCGGACGUAUACAUCUGCGACUACCGGCUGGACAAGUCGGCCCACCUCUUUUACAAGAUCCACCGCAACCGCUAUCCGGUCUGCACCAAAUCCUACGCCUUCGACCACUUCCCGAAACGGCUGGCGCCGAAAAGAGAUUUCUCGCCUCAUUACGUACCAGACAACUACAAGAGGAACGGAGGCAGGUCCUCUUGGAAGUCCGAUCGCGCCAAGCCCCAAACGAAGGACCUGCCUCAGGAGGAGGAGCCUGUCCCGCUUCCGGAAGAGGGGAUCGCCCACCCCGAGCCCCCUCCGGGAGAGCCGCCGGCCCACCCCGAGGAGCCCGAGAAAGAGGCGCCUCCCCUGGAGAACGUCGAGCUGGAUAAAAAGGCCGAGGAGAGCAGCCCGGAGCCCAGGGAGCCCUGCAGCCCGGAAGAACGCCGGCACCUGCAGCGGGAGCGGCUGAACCAAAUACUCCUCACCCUCUUAGAGAGGAUCCCAGGAAAAAACGCCAUCGAUGUCACCUACCUGUUGGAGGAAGGCUCCGGAAGAAAGCUGCGACGUCGCACCCUCCUCCUCCCUGAGAGCUGCAGCAGCAGCAGCGGCAGCAGGAAGUGAACCCCGCAAGCAUCGUCGUGUUUUUCUCCCCCCACCCCACAUUCCCCCCACCCCAACCAACCAACAACCCUUUCACACACACACCCCCACCCCCUGGCAGCAAGGGUGUGCAAAUUUGCGGUUCGUCCGGUCAACCGGGCGUAUGCGUGAGACUGACAGCCGGGGGGGGGGGAUUUUUUUGGACCUGCGUCUCUCGGCCCCCUCCCUGGAGGAAGCAACGGAGACGGCCGAGCGGAAGGAAACUGACGAGGCGGUUCUGUAGCACUUAAGAA